This is a messenger RNA of Sceloporus undulatus (fence lizard), 2669 nucleotides long. RefSeq names its product ERCC excision repair 6 like, spindle assembly checkpoint helicase (gene ERCC6L). The record is from RefSeq and is a predicted model, not a curated record. Gene Ontology annotation, molecular function: DNA translocase activity; ATP-dependent chromatin remodeler activity; ATP binding. NCBI's taxonomy places the organism in Eukaryota, Metazoa, Chordata, Lepidosauria, Squamata, Phrynosomatidae. The coding region runs from base 52 to 1836 and encodes 594 amino acids. The transcript has a single exon.
CUUUACAGCCUUUACCGCGAUGGGAGAAGGGGAGGCAUUCUGGCCGACGACAUGGGUCUGGGGAAGACCAUACAAAUCAUUGCUUUUCUUUCGGGGAUGUUUGAUGCUGACCUGAUCCGGUCUGUGUUGCUCAUCAUGCCGGUUACUCUUGUUAACAACUGGAUGCGGGAAUUUGUCAAAUGGGCUCCUGGAAUCCGGGUGAAAGUGUUCCAUGGCACCAGUAAGAAGGAGCGCCAGCAAAACCUAGAGCAAGUCCAAAGGAAAUGUGGGGUCUUGCUGACCUCGUACCAGAUGAUCCUAGCCAACUGGGAACAGGUCUCUAGUUUCGGCCAGCAGCAGUUUCUUUGGGACUACGUCAUCUUGGAUGAAGCGCACAAAAUUAAAAGCCCCUCAGCUAAAACCACCAAGUCUGUGUAUGCCAUCCCAGCCACUAACCGACUUCUUCUCACAGGGACGCCGUUGCAGAAUAACCUACGAGAGCUUUGGUCUCUGUUUGAUUUCGCUUGUCAGGGGUCCUUGCUCGGCACAGCCAAGACCUUCCGGAUGGAAUAUGAGAAUCCUAUCACAAAAGCCAGAGAGAAGGAUGCAACCCCAGGUGAAAAAGCACUUGGGCUUAAGAUCUCAGAGAACCUGAUGACCAUCAUUCAGCCGUAUUUCUUGCGCCGAAGUAAAGGUGAAAUACAGAAGCUGAAAUCUGAGCGAGCCACCUGUCCACCUGGAGAAGAGAGCAACUACACUGCACUGGAAAUGCCUUCUCUUCCAAGAAAAAAUGACUUUAUUGUCUGGGUGUAUUUAGCACCCAUGCAAGAAGAGAUUUAUAGGAGCUUUCUCUCCUUGGAUCAUAUAAAGGAACUGCUCAAUACCACUCGUUCCCCGUUAGCAGAGUUGACCGUCUUGAAGAAACUCUGUGAUCAUCCCAGGUUGUUGUCUGCACAAGCUUGCAUCCAGCUCGGUUUGGAGGUAUCUGAUUACUCUGAGCAAACAGAAAGUGAAAACGGAACUACUUCGAGCAUGACCCAAGAAAUCAAGCAUAUUUCUGAUAAACUUCUCAUUGAGGAGUCUGGAAAGCUAAUUUUUCUUGUAGCAUUGCUGGAAAAACUUCAAGACGAAGGACACCAAACCCUUGUUUUCUCCCAGUCAAGGAAAAUGCUGGAUAUCAUAGAGCACAUCUUGACUCAGCGGCACUUUAGGCUGAUGCGCAUAGAUGGAACAGUGACACGUUUAGCUGAACGAGAGAAAAGGAUUGGGGAAUUUCAGAUGGACAAAGGCUACUCAAUCUUUCUCCUUACCACCCAAGUUGGAGGUGUUGGUCUCACCUUAACCUCAGCCACCCGAGUGGUCAUUUUUGAUCCCAGUUGGAAUCCUGCUACCGAUGCCCAAGCUGUAGACAGAGCAUACCGGAUUGGACAGAAAGAGAACGUUGUUAUCUAUAGGCUCAUCACCUGUGGGACUGUGGAAGAGAAGAUCUACCGGCGUCAAGUCUUCAAGGACUCCUUAAUGCGCCAGAGCACCGGCGAUAAGAAAAACCCGUAUCGAUAUUUCACCAAACAAGAAUUAAGGGAGCUUUUCAUACUGGAGGAAACAAGAAGCUCUGCAACUCAACUGCAGCUGCAGUCUUUGCAUGCCACUCAGAGGAACUCUGACAUAAAGCUGGAUGAACACAUUGCCUACCUCCACACCCUAGAGAUGUUCGGCAUAUCUGAUCAUGACCUGAUGUAUACCUGCGAAACAGGCCAGGAUGAGGAAGAGGAAGCAGAAGAUGAGGACGAACAUCAGUACAUUGAACACCGGGUGCAGAUGGCCCAAGAGUUGGUUCAGCUGGAAUCGCGAAAAUGAGAGAACUCCCGUACCUUGUGAGUCCUUCACCUAAGUCCCAGUGAUUAUUUUGUUUUGCCAAAGAAAUUGUUUACAGUGACCAGGUGGUCACUCCAGUCUGGAGGCUUAGUUUUGUUCAUCUUUUCCACCAGUUCCUUUAUUGAUGGCCCAGUUUACUGCUCAUUCGUAGAUUGGUCCUCCUUCUUGAUGAUGCAGCAAGGACGAAUGCCCUACUCUAAUUUUUUUAGAGCCUGGAUUUCAUUGGAACCUUUUCUUGGUACUGCAGUAAUGCCAUCAGCAGUCCAUGGGGCAUCAUUUGGGCAUGAUUACCACCACCCACGUUUAUGUGGGAAAGUGGUAGAUGAGAAGACAGAACCAUGUUUGGUUUGAUGUUUGCGGUACUUCUUGACAAAGAGUAAGUGGACUUUAGGGAGAAGAUAAAGUUGUUCUACUGGUUUGUUUGCCACUCCAAAGACUAAUGAUCUCCAUUAGCUGUUUCGUGCCCAAGGAGAUGAAGUGAGGAGGAAGGCCUCUGGCUGACAUGGAAAUGGUAUUGGAGCCAAUGGAAGACAUUAAGCUAAAGACGUAAUUGUGCAGCACGGAUUGAUGUUAUCUUUCUCCAUUUAGGGAGGAAGUCAGUGAAACAAAACCCAGAACGAAGGAACUAAUCACUCUUCAGGAUUUUCCUUUCCUUUUCGUUUCCUUUUCUAGCACUUUAGUUUAAACAAAAAGUUAAGUACUACAGAGUUAAUGUUUUUUACUGUCUUUUCUAUUACUAGUAAAGUUUUUUUUCUGUUUUAGAAACAGAAUCUGUUUCCACAAAUCUGCAGUGAUCAUUAUUUGGUGUUUUUGGG